Messenger RNA from Drosophila guanche, 715 nucleotides. It is a transcript of the gene Spase25, whose product is annotated as signal peptidase complex subunit 2. NCBI's taxonomy places the organism in Eukaryota, Metazoa, Arthropoda, Insecta, Diptera, Drosophilidae. Bases 123 to 695 code for a protein of 190 amino acids. Gene Ontology annotation, cellular component: membrane; signal peptidase complex. The record is from RefSeq and is a predicted model, not a curated record. The transcript has 2 exons. Gene Ontology annotation, biological process: protein targeting to ER.
UUGUCAAAAGAAAGAAGAAAAAAAAAGAACAAAACGCUUGGGAAAAGCUCUGUUUUGUCGCUAAUUUCGAUUAAAUUUGUACGUUUCCGCAAAGCGCUAACCACACAUCAGAAUCGCCUGCAAUGACCAAAAAGGAGGACAAGACCCAGCCCGGCGAGGAGCUGGUGAAGGUGAACAAGUGGGAUGGCUCCGCCGUGAAGCAUGCACUGGAUGAUGCCGUCAAGACCUGCCUGCUGGGCGAUCGUCCCCAUUUGAAGGAGCAAUUCGGGUUGGUCAACACUCGCCUGGCACUGUGCGCUUUGGCCGUUGGCGUGGCCAUUAUGGCCCAUGCCUGGGACUACACCCACCCGUUCCCCCAAUCCCGUCCCGUACUGAUGUUCAGCGUUCUGGCCUACUUUGCCCUCAUGGGCGUACUGACGCUUCACACGAGCUUCCGCGAGAAGGGCACCUUUGCGGUGGCCGUUCACAAGGAAAAGGAGCGCACCUGGGAGGCAAGCUCCGACAUGAAGAAGUACGAUGACAAGUAUCUGCUCACGCUGAGCGUGCGCGACGCCAAGGGUGUGCAGCGUGAGCUGCACAGCGCCAAAUCCUGUGCGGCCUACAUCGACACCAAUGGCAUCAUAUUGGACAAUCUGGUGGCCAAUGAAGUCAAUCGCCUGUACAACUCACUGUCCGCGGAAAAGAAGGACAAAUAGCAAGAGUCGGUAUAACAAAA